AUGGCCGAAGGAGAGCAGACGAUCAAUCUCAAGAUCCUUUCGCCCUCGACUGAGGUGGAAGGCGGCGUGAACCUCGCAGAUGUCCCCGCAUCUACUACGGUCAAAGAGCUGAGGAGUCGCAUUCAGAAUGCCGUGCCCUCCAAACCAGCGACGGAUAGGAUGCGCCUGAUAUAUAGAGGCAGAGUGGUAGCCAAUGACGCCGAGACACUGGGCAAUGUCUUUGGUACCGACAACAUACGUGAGAACAAGGACCAGAGCCUUCACCUGGUUCUACGAGAACUACCCGCCAACGAAAAUCCGCCCUUCCGCCCUCCCCAAUCUCCCGCUGCUCUGCCGACGAACCCAUUCCGGACGACGCCGCAACCUCGACCGAACCCACAGUCGCCCACUCCCCACCACCACCAUCAUCAUCUCCACCCCCAUGCCCAUCAUCAUCACCAUCUUGCCGGACAGGGCAACCCGCUUCCUCUGCUGGUGCCACUUCCAGUUCAACAAUUGGCUCGUGUAGCGGCACAACAAGGGAAUAGACAGGCUCCAGGCCAGGCGAAUGAGCAGACUGAACAUGGCACACCAGCACAGCCAGGUGGUCCAGUCCCCUCUUCUGAAUCACAAACUCCGCCACCAUCAGGAUUGCCCAACCUCCCUGGCAAUAGUGAGCGGCCACUACAGCGAAACCCAUUUGAUCCUACUGGCGCCCGGUGGACUGUCACAUACAACCAAGUCAAUAUACCUGCCGGACUUCCGCCUGCUCCGUUUCCCAUCCCACCGGCUCUAGGAUUUGGUCGUCUACCCAUCGCAACAGGGACUCCUCCGCCAGGCCUUGACAACAAUCAACGCUUGUUGCCUCGUCUGCAGAGAAUAUUUCAGGAGACUCUACGAGAAAUGGAGAAUGUUCGGACACUGCUACAUACUCCUGCUGAACAAGGUGCACAGGCUGCCGAUGCCCCAGCCGAGCUGUUCUUAUUGUCUAGCCCCCAAGGACCCGUUGGUAUUCUCUUUGAUCACCAAGGCACUUACACCAUGGCUCCUACAGUACCAACACUGCCAUUCCAAACUUUCUCAGACCAGUUUGCCCAAAACAGACAACUUCUUGCUGGGCUCGGAUAUCAGAUGGCACAGGGGGCGAAUCAGCUCCAAAACCAACUAGCCAACCUACAGCCAACCCCAACUCAACAGCCGACACCUGGAGGGCAGGCACAAAAUCAGAAUCAAAUGCAGAACCAGAAUCAACCCCAGGAUGCUAACGCGAACGCAAACCCGCCAGGAGAAAAUGAUCGCAUGGUCAACGUUGCUGGACAUUUAUGGCUCAUCUUCAAGCUCGCCGCAUUUGUCUACUUUUUCUCUGGAGGCGGUGGACUCUACAGGCCUAUCAUGCUUGGCAUAGUAGCCGGCAUUGUUUACCUGGCACAAGUAGGUGUAUUUCAAGACCAGUUCAAUCUCCUACGCCACCACUUCGAAGCACUCCUCGCUGUCGGCGCCAUGGCCGAACGCGUAGCUCAGCCCAACAACCACGCCCAACAGCGGGGUAACUUGACACCGGAAGAGGCCGCGCAGAGAAUUUUGCAGCAAAGAAGGGAUCAGAGGUUUGGGUGGGUGAGGGAUAGCAUGCGUACGGUGGAACGUGCGUUUGCUUUGUUCAUUGCGAGUCUCUUCCCUGGUGUGGGAGAGAGAAUGGUUCAUGCGCAGGAGGAGAGGGAGAGGCAGGAGCGCGUGGCUGCUCAGGAAGAGAGGGAGAGGCAGGAAGAGGAAGCGAGGAGGCGACAGGAAGAAGCUCAGGCAGAGCAGCAACGGGAUAGCGAGAAGAAAGAUGAGGCUCAUGUGCAGAUGGGGGGUGACGCGAGUGUGAGUGGGACCUCGAAGGGCAAGGAGAGAGCGGAGACUGAGAUUGAGGCUUCUGGAUCUGCGGCAUAG
This is a messenger RNA of Pyrenophora tritici-repentis Pt-1C-BFP, 1911 nucleotides long. The record is from RefSeq and is a predicted model, not a curated record. Lineage: Eukaryota; Fungi; Ascomycota; Dothideomycetes; Pleosporales; Pleosporaceae.